Lathyrus sativus (Indian pea) is the source of this 264-nucleotide messenger RNA. The record is from the annotation of a GenBank genome assembly. Lineage: Eukaryota; Viridiplantae; Streptophyta; Magnoliopsida; Fabales; Fabaceae.
AUGUUCAUUAAGGAUUACUUCAAGGGAUCUUCCACCUUUUCUUUUCGUGGCUGCUUUCCUUCAGGAUGGGUUAUUCUGUUACUUUCAAGCGUAAUCACUCUCGUUUCCGAGAAUGCAGUUUUGGACCAAGAUAAUUUCUGGCCAACGUUUACGAUCUAUUUCUCUGUUGGGCUGGCUUGCUUCUGCGUGUCAUCAUACGUGAUCUACCGUCGGGAAAAACCUUUCAUCAAGAAAAUCAUCCGCUUUCGCGACCACUCGGGCUAA